AUGGGCAGCCAGGAGGUGUCAGUCACGAAGAAUAAUCGAUUCAUUAACUGCUACAAGAUGCCGGAGUUUGUCAACAUCACAUCGCUAGAUGACGUGAUUGUUAAUGCUGGAACAACCGCUAGGGCAACUAGCGCAGCUUGCGGUGACACCUACUACAUGCAUCAUUCCGAAGACACCGGCGAGCUGGUCACUAUUGGAAUCUCCGAUAUCUUCGACGGUAGCACCGAUCUGACUGGUCUCUACGGGUUUGACGCUUUCGCUUCAAAUCGCCUAUUAUUCUAUAUGGGCGGUAUCUACGCAGCGGACUGGGACGGGAGCAUGAUACCGAUGUACGAGGCGGCUUGCGACUGGGUAAGU
Mesorhabditis spiculigera is the source of this 357-nucleotide messenger RNA. The record is from the annotation of a GenBank genome assembly. Lineage: Eukaryota; Metazoa; Nematoda; Chromadorea; Rhabditida; Rhabditidae.